UUCUGUAUUUUCGGUCCACAGUGAACAUUCUAAAUUUUUCUCAAUUUUUUUUUUGUUUUAUAUAAAAAAAAUUAUGCCGUUUAGUUUAAGAUCUGUCCGUAGAUUAGCUGUGGCCCAGAAUGUUCAGGUUCUUAAGUGCGCUGUGCGCGCCAUGGCCAGCGAUGUGACGCUGCUCGAGGUGAUGGAGUGCAAGAUUAGCGAAGAGCAGGAGCGCAUCAAGAAGUUUCGCAAGGAGCACGGCGAAUUCAAGAUGGGCGAAGUGACCAUCAACAUGAUGUACGGCGGCAUGCGAGGCAUUAAUGCGUUGAUCACUGAGACAUCUGUGCUGGAUCCCGAGGAGGGAAUUCGCUUCCGUGGUCUAUCCAUUCCAGAGUGUCAGGAGCAAUUGCCCGCUGCCGAGAACGGCUGUGAACCGCUGCCCGAGGGUCUCUUCUGGCUGAUGAUGACUGGCGAUGUGCCCACCAAGGGACAGGUGCAGCAAUUGUCUUGCGAAUGGGCCGAUCGUGGCAAGCUGCCCGAUCAUGUUACCAAAAUGUUAAAGAACAUGCCCAAGACUCUGCAUCCUAUGUCGCAAUUUGCUGCCGCUAUCACAGCUCUCAAUCACGACAGUAAAUUUGCGAAGGCGUACUCGAAGGGAGUUCACAAGACCAAGUACUGGCUGUAUUGCUACGAGGAUUGCAUGGAUCUGAUUGCCAAGCUGCCGCUGGUUGCGGCUGCCAUCUAUCGCAAUCUGUAUCGCGAGGGCAAGGGACCCGAUAAGGUGGACUCCAAGCUGGAUUGGUCGGCGAAUCUGACGAAAAUGCUGACCUACGACGAUCCUCAAUUUACGGAACUGAUGCGUCUCUAUCUGACCAUUCACAGCGAUCACGAGGGUGGCAAUGUCUCUGCGCACACCACACAUUUGGUGGGAUCAGCAUUGAGUGAUCCUUAUUUAUCGUUUGCGGCCGGCAUGCUUGGACUUGCGGGUCCAUUGCAUGGCUUGGCCAAUCAGGAGGUGUUGAUUUGGGUGCAGAAACUGCAAAAGGAGACUGGCAAGGAGCCCUCGGAAAAACAACUGCAGGAUUACAUUUGGAAGACGCUAAAGUCGGGACAAGUGGUGCCCGGUUAUGGACAUGCAGUGCUCCGGAAAACCGAUCCUCGCUACACCUGCCAGCGGGAGUUUGCCCAGAAGCAUCUGCCCGACGAUCCGUUGUUCAAGCUCGUCUCGCAGCUGUACAAGGUGGUGCCACCCAUUCUCACCGAGCUCGGCAAGGUGAAGAAUCCCUGGCCCAAUGUUGAUGCCCAUUCGGGUGUCCUGCUGCAGUACUACGGCAUGAAGGAGAUGAACUAUUACACGGUUCUGUUCGGCGUCUCUCGGGCACUUGGUGUCCUGGCGUCGCUCAUCUGGGAUCGUGCUCUUGGUUUGCCAAUUGAGCGACCCAAAUCCUUUUCAACGGAAGCCCUUAUCAAGAAAGCCACCGGCGGAAAGAAGGGAAAAGAUAUUAAAAAAAAGUGAAUGUUAAAAAUUCCAAUUCCUGUAUAUAAGUUAGACUGAAUUUUCGGCUCAUUAAUUAUAUUUAUAAUGCAACUAAUGUAAAUUAAAUAUAAAUAGACUUUUAUUUCAUAAAAA
Messenger RNA from Drosophila albomicans, 1609 nucleotides. RefSeq names its product probable citrate synthase, mitochondrial. Gene Ontology annotation, biological process: tricarboxylic acid cycle; carbohydrate metabolic process; citrate metabolic process. Bases 74 to 1495 code for a protein of 473 amino acids. Lineage: Eukaryota; Metazoa; Arthropoda; Insecta; Diptera; Drosophilidae. The transcript has a single exon. Gene Ontology annotation, cellular component: mitochondrial matrix. The record is from RefSeq and is a predicted model, not a curated record.